Molecule: messenger RNA, 856 nt
Organism: Camellia sinensis
Lineage: Eukaryota; Viridiplantae; Streptophyta; Magnoliopsida; Ericales; Theaceae
Source: RefSeq, a predicted model, not a curated record
AGAGAGAAUAUCUAUUAUUUAUCUUGUAGAUAUCUAGGAUUGCCCUUAUAUACCUGAGAUAUGCAGCUUACACAACUUUGACAACCAAGAACAACCAAGAACAAACGAAAUCCCAAACCAACAGAACAAUAUGACAUCUAAAAUUUCGACAGAGGAUUACAACAAAGCAGUGGAUGAUCUAGUAAACGUGAACAAACUGUUCACCCUAGCAGUGUUCCUGGGAUUAGCCCUGGCUACGGCUGAGCAGCACAGCCUGGAGAAUCGGGCAGACUGCGAUGCAGGAACAAUAGUCGCCAAGAGGCUAAUUUUGUUCGAGGUCCUGUCCUUCAGUUGCUUCAUUUCAUCCACUGUUGUGGUUAUGGCAAUCAAGCUUCAUCUCAACAUUUACGGUGGUGGUGAGAAAUUGAAACACAAGAUUAGGGAAAUGAUGGUGUUUGUAGCAGGGUUGGCCACGUUUUUUGCUUAUUUUUUCUUGAUGCUUUCGAUGGUUGAUAUCAUCCAGAUUCGGUUGGGGAAACUGUCGUGCAGGAGUUCCAAGUCUCUCGGCGCAGCCGUGUCCGUGAUUUCUAUUGUUUCUUCUGCUCUGGUCGUCUUUAUGUUUCUCAUGUUGCCUCCUUUAUACACAGCCAUCUCCCAUAUUAAAAGCUAGAAGCUGAGCAAUAUAGCUACAACAAGAAUAGAACCCCAAUAAGUUGUCAAAAUAAAUAUUAAAAAACGUUUGGAUUCAUUCUAGCUACCUAUGUUUGGAUCCAUGCGAGACGUGCUCCAAGUUGUUUGAAAUAUUUUGUCCUAGUAGGAGCAUGCGUUGUGUUUUUUUGUUAUUGUAAUGGAAAAUAAUAUAAAAAUCUAUUUUCUA